This is a messenger RNA of Oncorhynchus tshawytscha (Chinook salmon), 4919 nucleotides long. Its product is annotated as ral guanine nucleotide dissociation stimulator. Gene Ontology annotation, biological process: Ras protein signal transduction; positive regulation of GTPase activity. The record is from RefSeq and is a predicted model, not a curated record. Lineage: Eukaryota; Metazoa; Chordata; Actinopteri; Salmoniformes; Salmonidae. Gene Ontology annotation, cellular component: plasma membrane. Bases 327 to 2696 code for a protein of 789 amino acids. The transcript has 17 exons. Gene Ontology annotation, molecular function: guanyl-nucleotide exchange factor activity.
GGGAGGGAGGGAGAGAGAGAGAGAGAAAGGAGGGAGGGAGAGAGAGAGAGAGAGAGAGAGAGGCUAGAAGAAGCAGGUGAGGGAGCCGAGGGGUUUCUCUACCUCUCAGACAGGUUCCUUCAAGUCUUCAGUAGAGGCAGCGGCAGCAACAGUGGAAGUUGUGGUGGUGUUUCUGUUAACAGCAGCCCGGAGUUCCUGUUUGUUUGUGUGUGUCUGUGUGUGUGUGAUUGAUGCAGAGUGAGCGUUAAAGCUGGAGGGAGUGUAGCGAUCUGUUGCUCCGGGAGCAUCGGUCGUCUGUUCUCUGUCUCUGGGAGUGCUUUAGCAGCAUGGAGACCAAGUCCCUCUUCAGCCUUCACAAAGCCUUGGCUCAGCCAGUCAAGAUGUGUAUGUUUGACUUCCCUGUCAACAUACUGGACGAUCUGAGCUCGACACAGGAGAUCGGAGAGGAGGUGGAGGAGGGGGCAGUCUUCACCAUCACCCUGAGGAAAGUGCAGCUGCACCAGUCGGCCAGUAAAGGGCAGCGAUGGCUGGGGGUGGAGACAGACUCUGCACUCAGCCUGUAUGAGACAUGUAAAGUACGCACCAUUAAGGCUGGUACGCUGGAGAGGCUGGUGGAAUACAUGGUGUCUGCAUUCAGGGGCAAGGACUCCACCUACGUCACCAUCUUCCUCUGCACCUACCGCUCCUUCGCCACCACCCAGCAGGUGCUGGGCCUCCUACUCAACAGGUAUGCCAAGUUUCAGAACCAGCCUGGUAUAGACUUACACAGACACACUCAGGAGGACCACACAGAGAUCAGACACAAUGUGUCGUCCAUCCUGGGGGCGUGGCUGGACCAGUACUCAGAGGACUUCUGGAGUCCUCCACAGUAUAGCUGUCUACACCACCUGAUGUCCUACCUGCACCAACACUUCCCUGGCUCCGACUUGGAGCGCCGUGCACUCAACCUGCUGGCCCUCUUCCACCGCAGGCAUCGGUGUGAGCCGGACCUUAACGUGGAGCAGGUUGGCUGUCCGUUCGCCACACAGGAAGAGAGUGUCUUUGAGGACGAGCUUCCUGCCCUGAACUUACUGUCCUUUGACCCCAUCAUGGUUGCUGAGCAGUUCACACUCAUGGAUGCGGAUCUGUUCAAGAAGGUGGUCCCCUACCACUGCCUGGGGGGCAUCUGGUCCCAGCGGGAUAAGAAGGGGAAGGAGCACCUGGCCCCCACCAUUCGGGCCACUGUGGCCCAGUUCAACAGUGUCACCAACUGUGUCAUCACCACCUGCCUCAGCAACCCCUGUCUGAAGCCCACCCAGCGGGCCAGACUGGUGGAGCGCUGGAUAGAGGUGGCCAGGGAAUGUCGGAUCCUGAAGAACUUCUCAUCUCUGAGAGCUAUCCUCUCUGCUCUGCAGUGUAACUCUCUUCACCGACUCAAGAAGACCUGGGAUGAGGUGUCCAGAGAGAAUUUCCGCACCUUCCGUGAGCUGUCAGAAAUCUUCUCGGAUGACAACAACUACUCUCUAAGCCGAGAGCUGCUGGUCAAGGAGGGCACCUCCAAAUUUGCCACCCUGGAGAUGAACCCUAAACGAGCACAGAGGAGACACCAGCAGCAGAGAGACUUGGGGGUGAUGCAGGGGACCAUUCCUUACCUGGGCACCUUCCUCACUGACCUGGUCAUGAUGGACACGGCUAUGAAAGACUUCACAGAGAGUGGACUUAUCAACUUUGAGAAGCGACGAAAGGAGUUUGAGGUGAUAGCUCAGAUUAAGCUUCUGCAGUUGGCGUCCAACAACUACAGUUUCACCCAGGACAGCAUCUUCAGGGAUUGGUUCUCAGAAGUGGAGAGACUCAGUGAGACAGAGAGCUACACUCUGUCCUGUGAGAUUGAACCGCUGUCUGAGUCUGCCAGCAACACUCUCAGAGCCAAGAAGAACGGGGGCAUCAUGAAACGCUGGAGCGAUCGCCAGUUAACUGAGGCCAGCUGCAGCAGUGCAGGAAGCUACCACUCCAAGUCGUUUGACCAGUCCCACUUCAGACUGUACCAGGGAGGGGGAGUUGAUAGUGGGGACACCCUCAGCGUCACCUCAGCCGGCUCCAGCGGCUCUGACCUGGAGGAUGUCAACUCCAGCUUCCUGUCUGACUCACCGGACGCCCAAGAGAGAAAGUUUUGGGAGUCCACCUCCCUGUCAUCUCUAGACACCUCAGGGAUGGGUUCCGGUUCAGGCUCCAGCAGUGCUUCGUCCUCCUCGGUGUCCUCCUCCACUCCUCUCCCAGGCGCCUCCCACUCCCACAAGCGCUCAGUCUCAGCCGUAUCCUGCUAUUCCACCCUUUCCCUGCCCCGCUACAACCAGCAGGUGGAUGACUGCUGCAUCAUCAGAGUCAGCCUGGAGGUGGACAACGGCAACAUGUACAAGAGCAUCCUGGUGACCAGUCAGGACAAGACGCCAGCAGUCAUCAGGAAAGCCAUGGUGAAACACAACCUGGAGCGAGAGAAAGCUGAGGACUAUGAGCUGAUGCAGAAAAUCUCUGAAGAAAAAGAGCUGCGGAUCCCAGACAAUGCCAACGUUUUCUAUGCCAUGAACUCUACUGCCAACUAUAACUUCGUGCUGAAGAAACGUACCUCAUCCAAGACAGGCCGGGCCAAGAGUGUAGCUAGCUCUACGCUGCCGCGCAUGAAGCAGAAGGGCCUGAAAAUCGCCAAAGGGAUCUUCUGAGGACGAGUGUCCCAGCUCUCUGUCAGUCUGAUGGAUUAAGGCCCUCUAAAUCCACCUACACUAAAGUAUCUGAGAACUACACUAGAGAUGGAGCCUAGUGAAAAACAAGAACUGUCUGCAUGUAUCAGAAGCAGGCAGCAAAGCAGGAGAUGCAAUUACCGGUAUCAACACAAUUGUGUCCAGACCAGGACUCUCCAGACAAGCCUGAAGAGACUGAUGUCUUCUUGGCUCAGGCCUUGAUUAUUGGGAGCUUAACAAUGUGCUGUCCCUAACCCUUCGUGCCUGAGUUUGUGUCAAUGGUGUUUCCAGAUAUUUGGAAUAUCUGGUCAUGUUAAAUACUCUCUCUGACUCUGUGAUGAUAAGAGGGGUGUUAGUAAAUAUAGUAAAACAGGAGCACAAGGAACGUACAGAAAACUAAAGUGGCCUGGUGUGAUUAGAUAGAGAUGUGCUCCUUUGUAAGUUUGAAGAGUUUACUGCAGAUGCUGCCAUAUUGAAUAUAGGUUCAAGUCUGUGCCCAUUUCAGAGCAAACAAUGUGUAUAGUGUACACUCUAUUAAGAGCAGCCAAGAGACACAUCUUGUUAUAUUCAAUUAUAACCACUACAAGAAAGAAGGAUGUAGCAAUGGAGCUCAAUAUGCUCAAAAUAAACAUUAGAAAGAUUACAGAGAGUUAGGUGUAAAAUAAGAGAAAAACGUGAUAGAGAUACAGUAUUAUGGUAUUUAAGAAAUACCCCAACUUCACAGCAUAAUAUCAGCAUUACUUUACAAUGGACCUUUAUGUUUGACGAUGUUCCCAUUACAGUUAGGCUAUUGCUUUAGUUGUUUUUGCCACCAUUUCCUUUGCUAUGGGGCUGCUGCUAAAUGUACAUUUUCUAAAGGUCAAUAAUUCACCUUCAUUUAAAAAAAAACUUUUUGGGGGGGUGAGGACAGGCAUGACUUUGGGACUUUCAUACGACUGCAUGUUAUUGAGUAUCACUGAGUGAUUCAGGGGCUCAGAGGACAGCAUUUCAUACCACCCUGUCCCUACUGGACUAUCUCUGUAUGGAAAACAAGGGUUUACAUCCCAGUACUGACAGUGGGAUAGUGGUAUCAUGUAUAAUCUGUAACUGCCUGAUGAUUCCCCUUAUGGCUGUCUAAUCAUGCAAGAGGAGUUAACAAUCCUCGCCUCAAAAGAAAGCAGUGCAUCAAACCCCAAAGCUUCUUCUUACUUACAAGCAGACAACAGUGAGAGGAAUGACACCAACUCUGAAAUUAUUACAAGCAUGCCAGUGGUCUUUUCAUGUCAUGGAAUAGACGACCAAAAAGUUGUGAUUUCACUGACAUUACAUGCCUUUAUUGCUCAGUGCUGUAUGCUGGUCCCAACCCCUUCAGUUGCUUUUUAAAUGUGUGCCCUUUCCUUGAUGACCAUGGUAGGACCAUAGAGAUGAGUAAUAGCAGCAUGGUAGAGACUCCCCCGUGAUUUUAAGAGUUCUUUUUGGGGGGACAUACAUAGCAUAAUGAUUGGUUAUCUCUUCUGGGCUGUGUCACUGAGGGUAUUCAAUUAACGCUCCGGACUUCCCCGGGUGAACUGGGUUAGCUUUAAUUGCAUUAGUUUUGUAACCGGGUUGCCUCCUAGGAGUGAGCCAUGUACCCCGUUUUGGCCGAUGGCGAAGUUAGCUCUAAACAAAAGUGACGUAGGUUAAGCACAUGGUUUAAUGACUAGGAUUCUGUGUUUUCACAUGCAGAAGUGAUUGCUUUUGAUUUUAAAAAAGGCGUUAACUGCCUUCUCAAUGAAAACUAAUUAGAAGAUUCAAACAUAUUUUAUGGAAAAAGAGAUGUAUGUUUCUGAACGAUUCAUGAUGCUGCCUUGUUGACAACAUGACCGAGCGGCACAAAUUACAAUUCGAUUUGAGAAGGGUACUCCUCCCUCACCGCUUUGGCCCAUUUACGUCAUGGGCCAUAGCCUGGUGCACUUAAUCGAACUCCCUCACUGUGAUUUGCCCCCUUACACUGUGAUUGGGACUUUGCCGAUUGCUCCGAUUGGCUCUCUUCUAUGCAGAGCACUGUGAACACACAUUCUCUCUCUGUCUCUCUCUCCAUUACGACACAAGUAAAUGGGGAAAACUCAACCCUGACGGAGAAUAGAUAGAGGUCCAUGUGGUGGUAGAAAAUAUUUCAGGCCAUGGAGAAAGGUGGCUGGUUUACCCCUUCCUAUAUGUACCAAAGAGAUGAGUAGAGUGGGUGAG